UGAAUUCAUAUUCUCCUGGAAUUUGGAAGCAAACAAAACCCAGCGUGAUUUUGCCGCCACCGCAAGGCCGAUCAUCUUCCGCCGUCGCCGAUUCUCAUCCCCAACAAAUGGAGACCUCUGCAUCAAACUCACGUCGAUCACCUUUUCGUUACUUCUAUUGUACCUGCUUCAAACGGUGUUGCCGCUGUUUCUGCUGUUUCUACUCUUACCCUUAAGUUCCUAAUCACCGUUGGCUGCUUAAGCGAACUUCAUCGUGCAAGCAGAUCAAUGGUCGAAUCUGAAGAAGUCGUUAAGUCUGACACGGUGCUACGGGAAUUCUAUGAUGAAGAGAGGGACGCGUUGAUUCCAUUUCGGGACUCUAUGAAGUCCAGUUCCAACUUACAUGGGAAUUGGACUGGACCCCCGUGUCGGAAUAAUAUGAGCAGGUGGGAGGGAAUUGGUUGUACCAAUUCCCAUAUCACCCACCUGACUCUAGAAUCAAUUAAUCUGACGGGAUCACUCCCGGUUGCGUUCCUACAGAACGUUACUUUCUUAACGAGGCUUAGUUUUCACAACAAUUCUAUUUCCGGACCUCUUCCAAAUCUCGAUAAUCUCAUGUCACUUGAAUCCAUAUUCCUCUCCGGAAAUCGCUUUUCUGGUCCAAUUCCAUGGGAUUAUAUCCACCUUCCGAAGCUUACUACACUUCAACUUCAGGAAAAUGAGAUAACAGGGGAAAUCCCUCCUUUUGAUCAGGAGUCAUUGACUGCUCUUAAUUUGUCUUACAAUCGGCUUUCUGGACCGAUCCCGGAAACACAAGUGUUAGAUAGAUUCGCCCGUGAUUCGUUUGAUCAUAAUGCAGGGUUGUGCGGGAAGUCUCUGGAGAUACCAUGCCCUGUUUCUCCUUCUCCCCCACCUCCAAAAGACAAGAAGAAACCUCUUAAAGCAUGGACUAUUGUGUUGAUUGCGGCUGCGGCUGCAAUCGUGCCGUUUUUCGUGAUUUUCGUUUUGUUUUGUUGUUACAGAAGAAAAGACACCAAGAAAGAGAAGGAAGAUGAGCAUCCUAAUGAAGUUGUUGUAAGAAAAGGUCAAUGGUCGAGGAGUACUGAUGACCCAGAAAGAACAGCAGAUAUGGAGUUCUUCAACAAACAUAAGCCAAUUUUCGACUUGGAUGAUUUGCUAAGGGCGUCGGCCGAAGUGCUUGGAAAGGGGAAACUAGGCACCACGUACAAGGCGACGCUAGAAUCAGGAUUGACCAUCGCUGUGAAGCGAGUCAAAGAAAUGAAUUAUUUGAGCAGGAAAGACUUUGUACAACAAAUGCAGUUGCUUGGAAAGUUGAAGCAUCAAAACCUUGUGGAAAUCAUCUCCUUUUACUACUCAAAAGAAGAGAAGUUGAUAGUUCAUGAAUUCGUCCAAGAUGGAAGCUUAUUCGAGUUAUUACACGGUUCUAGAGGAAUUGGGAGAAUUCCACUGAAUUGGACAACAAGGGUACAAAUCUUGAAGGAUGUAGCAAAGGGUUUAAUUUUCUUGAACCAAUCUCUAUCUUCUCAAAAAGUGGCUCACGGAAACCUCAAAUCGUCAAACGUACUUGUCUACUUUGCGGGCGAAACCACACAAGCCAAGCUCACGGAUUUCGGCUACUUUCCACUCCUACAAUCGCGAAAGUCCUCAGAGAGAUUGACCAUCGUGAAGUGCCCUGAGUUCAUGGAAGGAAAGAAGCUGACACACGAAGCAGACAUUUACUGUUUUGGGGUUUUGCUAUUGGAGGUGAUCACAGGGAAAGUACCAGGGGAUAAUCACGAGGAUCUUUCGAAUUGGGUUAGAGGUGUUGUGAAUGCAGACUGGUCAAUGGACAUAUUUGACUUGGAAAUAUUAGCAGAUAAAGACGGGCAUGAAGAUAUGUUGAAGCUCGCAGAGUUAGCCCUCGAGUGUACCGAUAUAGCACCUGACAAAAGGCCUAAAAUGACUCAAAUUUUGAUCAGAUUAGAAGAAAUCCACCACCCCCAACUAAACAUAGAGGUUAACUAAUUAUACUCCAGGACCAAAUUCAUGAAAUGACCACUCG
Cynara cardunculus var. scolymus (artichoke) is the source of this 2041-nucleotide messenger RNA. RefSeq names its product probable leucine-rich repeat receptor-like protein kinase At1g68400. Gene Ontology annotation, biological process: protein phosphorylation. The transcript has 5 exons. Lineage: Eukaryota; Viridiplantae; Streptophyta; Magnoliopsida; Asterales; Asteraceae. The record is from RefSeq and is a predicted model, not a curated record. Bases 268 to 2004 code for a protein of 578 amino acids. Gene Ontology annotation, molecular function: protein kinase activity; protein binding; ATP binding.